AUGGCCGGCACGGCGGACUCGACCACCAUGGACUCGAACAAGCACGAGCGCCGCCAGAAUGCUCUCGCCGACAUCCAAUUCGCCUCGAUGCUCGACGACGCCGAGCUCACGCCCGUCGAGUCCGGCGACGAGACGGAGCAAGAGCGCCGGCUGGAGCUGGAGACGGUCCAGUCGGCGAUUGGCGUCAGCAUAGGCAAACAACAAACGCGUCUGACGUCGCCCAAGACGCCUGCGGCCGAGAAGGCCGCCGCGCUGGACGACGUGGACGGCGGGGCGCUCUUCGACGGCUGGGAGCAGCAUGCGACGGCGGUCAUGGAUGCCAGGACAAGGAACCGCCUUCCCUCGCACAACGACGCCGGCGCGAGUCGCCCUGGCCAGCUCGAGCACGCAAAGUACGCGUCGAGCCCCGACGAGCCCCUGGACCGCUUGCCCUCGCCCUGGCGCGCUGGCCCCAAGACCUUCCAGGGCCGCAUCCACGACCACCGCGCAACACUGCGCCAGCACCUCAACAACGGGCGCCGGAGAGCUUCGUCGAGCGGAUCCAUGGCUGACACCGUGCGCAAAUACGUGCCCUUCAACCUGCCCAAACCACCCAAGCACUUGCAGUUCUCGCUGCCCACCUUCUCCGCGCUUUCGCUGGAUCACGAGCGUGCAGCUGCGAGGCCCACGCACGGCGCCAGCCCCCGGCCCAGACCCAUGGCCGCAUCAGGCUCUGGCGCGAUUCCUCAGCAUGAUGGCAACUCUGAAUCCGCGCUGCGUCAUCGUAGAAGCUUGAGCUCACCUCAACACGUCAGCACUGCACCCGUAACCCAAGCCCAGCUCGAGAACGACAGCCUCUCUACCCUUGGCCCGAGAGGCACGCCUCGCACAUCGCACGACCGACCUCCGCCUAGGCUUCGUAGGUCCAACUCAGAAGGCUCACUACUGCUCUACCGUCCAAAAUCUAUUGCCUCCUCUCUCGGCGACGACUCUAGAUUCGAGAGUGUGUCUGAACAGGUGAACAGCAGGAUCAAAGCCAUCAAAGAUAGCUUUCAAGAUUCCAAUUUCAAGCUCCCAAGUCCCUCCAUGCCGAAUUUCACCUUCUCCCACAGAGACGACACGUCUCGGGCUCGUAGUGGCGCCUUGCCGCUCAGAGAUCGGACGAUAGACGAGAACCCAACGCGCAAAUCCAGCUUUCGCUCGAGCCCCUCAGCCACGUUUCCACGCAACAGCUCAUCGGUGUCCUUACGGGCGAUGCGGCCCUUCAAGGACGGUGCUUCAGAGCCUGAUAGUCACCCCAACUUCACAAGGGCCCUCGAGGGCUUGGAAGGCGACUUGGUCAUUCUCGGAGGAUACCGUGGCUCCAUCUUGCGUUCAGCAGAACCACCAAAUCGACAGCUGUGGGUGCCCAUAAAGGUUGGUCUCAAUCUGCGCAAGGUGGACCUAGAGGUGCCCUACGAUGAAGGAGCAGAUGAACGAAUGGAGCAAACCAUCAUUCCGGAUGGCAUGCUGACGCACAUUGGUCCCGUCGAUAUCUCGAAACGUCUGUUCAAGCGGCUGCGAGCCUCGGAAAACGCAAAGAGCGGAAAAUUGAGAGUCCACAACUACGGCUACGACUGGCGGUUGUCACCACACUUCCUAUCACGGCGACUGAUUCAAUUCCUCGAGUCCCUCCCGUGCAAUCACCCUAGCGUUGCUCCUGAGAAGAAAGGCGCCAUCGUGCUUGCCCACUCGUUAGGCGGCCUGAUCACUCGUCACGCUAUCAAUCAGCGACCGGACCUUGUCGCAGGUGUGAUAUACGCCGGUGUGCCCCAAAAUUGCGUCAACAUCCUUGGUCCCUUCCGGAACGGGGAUGACGUCUUGCUCUCCUCUCGCGUAUUGACAGCGCAGGUGAAUUUUAGUAUCCGCACCUCCUACGCCCUGCUACCUCUUGAUGGCAAGUGCUUUUUCAACAAGCACACAAAGGAAGAAUAUCCAGUCGACUUCUUCGACAUCAACACAUGGCUCGAUGGCCGCUUGUCUCCAUGUAUAGCGCCCCCUUUGCCACGCCCCGAGGCACCUAAGGAGAUCAGCUUCAGCGUGAGUGGUGUCUUGAAUGCCAUGUCGCAAGCCCUGCCGUCAUUUCCAGGUCGAAAAGGUAGCCUAUCAAGAGGGAACGGUGAGGCCACCAGUGGUAUCUCAGACGUCGCUCACAAUGCAGCAAACAAAGUGGCUGAAGGCAACGCUGAAGCUGCUGGCGGCGGCAUGGAACCUCAGAUGACGGCGGGACGGAGAACUUCGCGCUCUGCGUAUACCCCAAACGAUCCAAACCCUGCCACCGCAGUCACGAUAUCGCGCGACGAUGCCGUCAAGUAUCUGACCCGAGUCCUGGCAGAGACCAAGCGCUUCAAAGAAGAGCUUGCGCACAAACCUGAACACACCGCAGCCAACGCCUAUCCGCCCAUCGCCCUCAUGUACGGCAAGUCCACACCCACGGUAUACGGUGCGAAAGUCGAGUCUCGUGAAGCGAUUGCACGAGCCGAUGUCUAUGAUGAACUGGCGUUUGCGAGUGGAGAUGGUGUCGUGCUUGCGCGCGCAGCCAUGGUACCAGAGGGAUACUCGGUAGUCAGGGGUGGUGCAGUGUCGAGCGAUCGCGGGCACGUCACAUUGCUGGGAGAUCUCGAGGGCGUUGGACGUUGCUUGCACGCUGUUAUGAAAGCACGGCAAGCCGGUAUUGGCUUAGGCGAGAAAUCCCAGAUAGAUGCGAACCGAAAGGAAAGCCAAGGAUUGGGGAUUCAGGUGCCCCACGUCGCCUCUUAG
Messenger RNA from Ascochyta rabiei, 2778 nucleotides. RefSeq lists its product as uncharacterized. Bases 1 to 2778 code for a protein of 925 amino acids. The record is from RefSeq and is a predicted model, not a curated record. NCBI's taxonomy places the organism in Eukaryota, Fungi, Ascomycota, Dothideomycetes, Pleosporales, Didymellaceae. Gene Ontology annotation, molecular function: triacylglycerol lipase activity. The transcript has a single exon.